CCAAGGAGACAGCCACAGCCUGGCAGAGGGGCCUCCCACCUCUUUCACCUCUCAGAUCCCUGAGGGCAGAACCCCAGGGGAGGGGACUCUCAGAGGGCCUGCUGCUGGCUGUGACAGUGACUUCCCUUUCCCCAAGGAUCCUGAAGCUUCAGCCCAGCAGGCAGAAGCUGCAGGGUAGAGCGCCCUGCCGGCUCAGCCCUGCCGCUCAGCCUGGCCGCUAUGUCCUGUCUCUGAUAACCAGCUGUCAGCUGAGCCCCGAGCGGCGGGCGCACCCGGGUUUGUUUGCCAAGCCCGAGUGUUGGAGCUUCCUGGACCCUCCUGCCCUGGAAGGGAGGGGGUCGGUGCCGCAGCAGGCUAGGUGGCAUCUCCGGCGGAGAAGGGACAGAAUCCCAGGGUGCCUAUCCCACGCAGGUCCACUGCCUCAGUGCCCCCAUCUCACGGCACUCUCCUUGUCCCAGGCCCGGAGGCAGUCCAGUGGGGGUCACUGGGCAAGGGGCAGAGCCGGGCGGGGUGGUGCACAGCCAGCAGAGGAACGACAGGACGCUGGGUACUCCCUCCCUCACCCACCGCCCCCAACCCGCACCCAGGGCCGAUGCAGAUAUGGAAGGGCGUUGCUGGCUCUAGGGCAGGGAGGUAGCUGCCCCCAAUGGACAGAGGCGCUCGGACCCCGAGCACCCAGGGCAGGGCCCGGACCUCCUGACCCCGCCCCCGGGGAGGCCAUCUCAUUUGCAUGGCCCCGCCCGAGAGCGGCCAUUGGUAGCGGCGGCGGGAGGCCGGGCCUGAGUGGCUGCGGGGCUGCGGGGCGGUGGGGGCGGCGGGGGCGGGGCAGCGCGGAGCUGGGCGCCGGGGAGGUAGUUGCAGACGCCGCGGGGACAGUUUCGGCUUAGGGUCUGGGUCUGGCUCCGAGGGCGCGGGGAGCAGGGUGUCCCGGGGCGCGGCGGCUGCAGCGGGAGCGUACUGAGCGCCCGCCAGCCCGCCUGCCAUGUCCAGGAAAAAGACCCCCAAGAGCAAGGGGGGUAGCGCGCCCGCUACCUCCGCACUGCCCGCCACCCACGGGUCCCAGCCCGUGCGCCCCGGGACUGCGCGCCCUGGCCCCGAGGCACCUCCCAACAGGCCCCCGCAGCCCGGCCGGUCUUCGCUUGGCGGCGGCGGCGACUUCUACGACGUCGCCUUCAAGGUCAUGCUGGUGGGAGACUCGGGCGUGGGGAAGACCUGUUUACUCGUGCGCUUUAAGGAUGGCGCUUUCCUGGCAGGGACCUUCAUCUCCACUGUGGGCAUCGACUUCAGGAACAAAGUUCUGGAUGUGGAUGGCAUGAAGGUGAAGCUGCAGAUCUGGGACACGGCUGGCCAGGAAAGGUUCCGCAGUGUCACCCAUGCCUACUACCGAGACGCUCAUGCACUGCUGCUGCUCUAUGACGUCACCAACAAGGCCUCCUUCAACAGCAUCCAGGCCUGGCUGACAGAGAUCCAGGAGUACGCCCAGCAUGACGUGGUACUUAUGCUGCUGGGGAACAAGGUGGACUCUGCCCAGGAGCGUGUGGUGAAAAGGGAGGAUGGGGAGAAGCUGGCCAAGGAGUACGGGCUGCCGUUCAUGGAGACCAGCGCCAAGAUGGGCCUCAAUGUGGACUUGGCUUUCAUGGCCAUAGCAAAGGAGUUGAAGCAGCGCUGCAUGAAAGCUCCCAGUGAGCCUCGCUUUCAGCUGCACGACUAUAUCAAGAGGGAGGGCCGGGGGGCCUCCUGCUGCAAACCCUGAACCUGGCUGGGGAUGGCCACCAGGGUGUUCUCCUGGAAGACUG
Messenger RNA from Aethalodelphis obliquidens (Pacific white-sided dolphin), 1796 nucleotides. RefSeq names its product RAB26, member RAS oncogene family (gene RAB26). Gene Ontology annotation, molecular function: GTPase activity; GTP binding. Lineage: Eukaryota; Metazoa; Chordata; Mammalia; Artiodactyla; Delphinidae. The transcript is spliced from 9 exons. The coding region runs from base 983 to 1753 and encodes 256 amino acids. The record is from RefSeq and is a predicted model, not a curated record.